AUGCAACGGCGAUCGUCGUUACGUGGAAAUACCAAAAACCCUUUAAGUAAAUCAAAGAGAAAGGGAAAACAAUAUUCUAUUGAAUUUUCUUCUCAAAAUGCCAAGCGACGCCGAGAUACCCGUACUUUGCCGGAUGAAGAAAUUGAAGCCAUAUCUGAUGAAGAAUCUACGCCUAUAAGCUCCGAUUCGUCCUUUUUAUGGUUUGAGAAAUACCAACCUACAGAGUCAUCUGAACUAGCCGUACAUAAAGGCAAGGUCAAUGCUAUUCGACAAUGGAUGUCGGAAAGUAUUUCUCAUAGUCGUUUACUUGUAUUGUCCGGCCCUCCCGGAUGUGGUAAAAGUAUUACCGUUCGUCUUUUAGCGCACGAGAUGGGUGCUAGCCUUGUUGAAUGGUCGAAUCCGAUGGACACAAGAUUUAAAAAUAAUCAAGAGCAUGAUCAUGAUCAGUUUUCACUGACAGAAAAGUUCCAACGUUUUAUGUCUUUAGCAGAAACGUAUCCUGAAUUGGAAUUAUGUUCAACAACAAAAGCUCCGAAAAAGAAGGAUCCUUCAAAAGUCAAAAAAUUUAUUCUUUUAGAUGAAUUACCAUAUUUAUCAAAACAAACUGGCACGCUACAAAUGUUUCAGGAGGUCCUGCUUUCCGCUUUACAAUCUAGAGGCUCAUAUUCUAUUAUUCUAGUCCUGACAGAGACUAAGCAAAUUAAUUCAGAGGGAAAUAACUUCCAAGAAAAAGAAUUGAAUUAUGGAACACAAAUCCUUGGCCCUGAAUUACUAGAGCAUCAUCAUGUUUCCAUCAUACCAAUGAAUCCGAUUGCUACAACGUUUAUGAGGAAAGCAAUAGAUAACAUAUUAAAAAAGGAAAAAAUCCCAAUUCAAUCCAAAAGUUCUCCAUUUAUUCAAGAGUUAAUAACCGCUAGCGAAGGUGACUUAAGGAAUGCCCUGAACGCUCUUCAGUUUUAUUUACCUAAAAAGAAUCGGCAAAGCCAUUCUAAUGGAAACAACAAAAAAUCUAAGAACCAGUUGGAAGUAUCUAUAGAAGCCUCCGAAAUGCUGGAUAGGAUUGCUAGUAGUAAAGAUUCCCUCUACUCUGCAAUGCCAACUAUUCAAUAUAAACAGGAGGAUAAUGAUGAUAAACGAAAAGAGUUUCAAAAGGAUAUCGGUUUAGGAAUGUUGCAUGCACUGGGAAAAGUCGUCUGGAAUAAACGAGAAGGAGACGAUGAAAUACUCUCAUCAAAGUCUGAAACGCCGCCCAAUCUCCCAUACGUGAAAGAAGAGCACAAAAAAUUAGGACAUGAAUGUGAGUUAUUUGGUUUGGUUUCAGAAACGAACGCCGUAGAGAAACGCCCAAGUUUGGUAGACAUCAAGACAACGAUUGAGCAGGCAGGCCUUUCAGGAUCCAUGUUUCGUUAUGGUAUUUUUGAGAACUAUACUGACUCCUGCCUAAAUCAGAUGGAAGCCCAUUCUGUAUCUGAUAUUCUGAGCUUCGCUGACACUAUGGCAAUUGAUUACCCGUAUUCAUAUCGAGCCGACGAAAUGUCUCUGUGGUUUGCUAUCCAAGGCACCCUAUGGUACCUUCCAUCACCAGUUCCUCGAAAAUGGAGACAGCUUAAAUUCCGUAGAUGGCGAGAAGAGGAUAUUCCCAACAAGCCUUUAGAUGACUAUUUGGCUAUUUACGGAAAAUCCUCGACAAUUGAUCAUGUUCAAACGCUCAUUAACAAUGAAAACCAAGCCUUAGAAGACCCCGACGACCCUAUUGAAGAUGAUGAUCCUACUUAA
Molecule: messenger RNA, 1776 nt
Organism: Schizosaccharomyces osmophilus
Lineage: Eukaryota; Fungi; Ascomycota; Schizosaccharomycetes; Schizosaccharomycetales; Schizosaccharomycetaceae
Gene: rad17
Product: RFC related checkpoint protein Rad17
Exons: 3
Coding region: 1-1776 (591 amino acids)
Biological process (GO): mitotic DNA replication checkpoint signaling; DNA repair; DNA damage checkpoint signaling
Molecular function (GO): chromatin binding
Source: RefSeq, a predicted model, not a curated record